AUGCCUCUACGAACCAGCCUCAACGAAAACACCAGCCCAACUGCCCCCACCCCAUCGCCAACCCCGAACAAGCUCCAGACCGACGUUCUCAUCGUCGGCGCCGGCUUCGGCGGCAUCUUCUGCCUCCACGAGAUACGCAAGCUAGGCCUAAAGGCCACGAUCUACGAAGCAGGCACCGACAUCGGCGGCACCUGGCGCUGGAACUGCUAUCCCGGCGCAGGCGUCGACUCGGAAGUGCCCGAAUACGAGUACUCGAUCCCCGAGAUCUGGAAAGACUGGACCUGGUCCACGAACUACCCCACCUACGACGAGAUCCGCCGGUACUUCGACCACGUGGAUGCCGUGCUGCAGGUGAAGAAAGACUGCGCGUUCAACAGCGUCGUCGUCGACGCGCAGUUCGACACGGAGCGGGGCCAAUGGUGCGUCACGACGGCGGAUGGACGGACGGCCGUGUCGCGGUACUUGAUUAUCGCGACGGGGUUCGCGGCCAAGCGGUAUGUGCCUGAGUGGGCGGGGAUGGAGACCUUCAAGGGAAUCGUGCACCAUUCGUCGUUCUGGCCCGACGAGCCCGUCGAUGUGCGCGGAAAGCGGUGCGCGGUUAUCGGGACAGGCGCGUCGGGGGUGCAAGUUACGCAGACGUGGGGGCCUGUGGCGGGCUCGCUGAAGGUCUUCCAGCGGACGCCGAACCUGGCGCUCCCGAUGCGCCGGCGGGCGCUGUCGGGCGAAGAGCAGAGGAAGAACAAGGCGGUAUAUCCGGAACUCUUCUCGUUGCGCGAGAAGUGCUUUGGCGGGUUCCUGUAUACCUUUGAUGAGAAGAGCAGCGCGGAUGACAGCGCGGAGGAGCGCGAAGCGUUCUUCGAGAGACUGUGGGAGGCGGGCGGGUUUCGCUUCUGGCUGGCGAACUACAAGGACUACCUCUUCGAUGCGAAGGCGAACAGGCUGGUCUACGAUUUCUGGUGCAAGAAGGUCCGGCAGACGAUCGACGACCCGAAGCAACGCGAUAUCCUCGCGCCGCGGGAGCCCCCACAUGCAUAUGGGGUGAAGAGGCCGUCACUGCAGCAUAGUUACUACGAGCAGUUCAACCGGUCGUCCGUCGAGGCGAUUGAUCUCCGGGGGAAUCAGAUCGUCGCGUUUACAGAGAAGGGAAUCAAGAUGGAAGAUGGAACCGAGCACGAGCUCGACGUCGUCUGUAUUGCGACGGGCUUCGACAUCGCAACGGGUGGCAUGACGAGCAUGGGCCUACGAAGUAUCCACGGCACGAGACUGGAGGAUGAAUGGAAGCACGGCGCAUACACCUACUUGGGCACAACGGUCAGUGGGUAUCCGAACAUGUUCCACCUGUAUGGGCCGCAGGGCCCGACGCUGUUCAGCAAUGGGCCGACGACCAUCGAGAUCCAGGGUCGCUGGAUCGCGCAGGCAAUCAAGCAUAUCGAGCGGCAGGGGAUCCGGUACAUAGAUGCGACACCCGAGGCAGCGCAGGAAUGGAAGAAGCGCAUCAACUUUCUGUCCGAUGUCUCGCUGUUUCCCACCACCAAGUCGACGUACAUGGGGGGUGAAUUAUGCGGGGGCGAAUAUGCCUAUGCACAAGAUAUCCGGGCUGCAUUACCGGAGUUCACGGGGUUUCAGGUGGUGCGGGCACAGAAGCCCCGGCAGACAUCGAAGAUCUGA
Penicillium chermesinum is the source of this 1668-nucleotide messenger RNA. Its product is annotated as flavin-containing monooxygenase. NCBI's taxonomy places the organism in Eukaryota, Fungi, Ascomycota, Eurotiomycetes, Eurotiales, Aspergillaceae. The coding region runs from base 1 to 1668 and encodes 555 amino acids. The transcript has 2 exons. The record is from RefSeq and is a predicted model, not a curated record. Gene Ontology annotation, molecular function: flavin adenine dinucleotide binding; N,N-dimethylaniline monooxygenase activity; NADP binding.